Messenger RNA from Oryza sativa Japonica Group (Japanese rice), 1901 nucleotides. RefSeq names its product cytochrome P450 93A3. Lineage: Eukaryota; Viridiplantae; Streptophyta; Magnoliopsida; Poales; Poaceae. Gene Ontology annotation, molecular function: monooxygenase activity; heme binding; iron ion binding. The record is from RefSeq and is a predicted model, not a curated record.
AUAGGCAUAGCUAGCUAAGCUGAGUGACACAGUGAGUAGUCAAAUUAACCAAGCUCUUCGUCGCCAUGGAUCAUCAGCUGGUAGCUCGAGGUCUCUUCAAGCCUCUCCUCCUCUUCGUCGCCGGCCUGAUUGUUCUCUACGCGCUCCGCCGCCGCCGCCGCCACCGCCGGAGCAGCGGCCUGCGCCUCCCGCCGAGCCCGUUCGGGCUGCCCAUCCUGGGCCACCUCCACCUGCUCGCGCCGCUGCCGCACCAGGCGCUCCACCGCCUCGCCGCGCGCCACGGCCCGCUCCUCUUCCUCCGCCUCGGCUCCGUCCCCUGCGUCGCCGCCUGCUCGCCGGACGCCGCCCGCGAGGUGCUCAAGACCCACGAGGCCGCGUUCCUCGACCGCCCCAAGCCCGCCGCCGUCCACCGCCUCACCUACGGCGGCCAGGACUUCUCCUUCUCGGCGUACGGGCCCUACUGGCGCUUCAUGAAGCGCGCGUGCGUGCACGAGCUCCUCGCCGGACGAACGCUCGACCGGCUCCGCCACGUCCGCCGCGAGGAGGUGGCGCGCCUCGUCGGCUCGCUCCGCGCGAGCGCCGACGGCGGCGAGCGCGUCGACGUCGACGCCGCGCUCAUGGGCCUCACCGGCGACAUCGUCUCCCGCAUGGUGAUGGGCCGGCGGUGGACCGGCGACGACAACGACGCGGAGGAGAUGCGGAGCGUGGUCGCCGAGACGGCGGAGCUCACCGGCACGUUCAACCUGCAGGACUACAUCGGCGUCUUCAAGUACUGGGACGUGCAGGGGCUCGGCAAGCGCAUCGAUGCGGUGCACCGCAAGUUCGACGCCAUGAUGGAGCGGAUACUGACGGCGAGGGAAGCCAAGAGGAAGCUACGCCGGCAAGCGGCGGCCGACGGCGAGGACGACGAGAAGGACCUCCUUGACAUGCUCUUCGACAUGCACGAAGACGAAGCCGCCGAGAUGCGUCUCACCAGAGACAACAUCAAGGCGUUCAUGCUGGACAUCUUCGCGGCGGGGACGGACACGACGACGAUCACGCUGGAGUGGGCGCUGUCAGAGCUAAUCAACAACCCGCCCGUCCUCCGCAAGCUACAGGCGGAGCUCGACGCGGUGGUCGGCGGCGCGCGGCUCGCCGACGAGUCGGACAUCCCGAGCCUCCCGUACCUGCAGGCCGUGGCGAAGGAGACGCUGCGGCUGCACCCGACGGGCCCGCUCGUGGUGCGGCGCUCGCUGGAGCGCGCCACGGUGGCCGGCUACGACGUCCCGGCGGGCGCCACGGUGUUCGUGAACGUGUGGGCGAUCGGCCGCGACGCGGCGUGGUGGCCGGAGCCGACGGCGUUCCGGCCGGAGAGGUUCGUCUCCGGCGGCGGCGGCGGCGGGACGGCGGCGGACGUGCGCGGGCAGCACUUCCACCUGCUGCCGUUCGGGUCGGGGCGGCGGAUCUGCCCCGGCGCGUCGCUGGCGAUGCUGGUGGUGCAGGCGGCGCUGGCCGCCAUGGUGCAGUGCUUCGAGUGGAGCCCCGUCGGCGGCGCGCCGGUGGACAUGGAGGAGGGGCCCGGGCUGACGCUGCCGCGGAAGCGCCCGCUCGUCUGCACCGUCUCGCCGCGGAUACACCCGCUGCCGGCUGCUGCGUCAGCAUCGCUGACGUGAGUUGGAUUUUGGAUGGACGGCUAGGAUUUGUCCUGCCGCGCUAUUAAUCGCCCAUAUAAGGCAGAUGCAGUUCACGGUUUCAUCUAGUGCACUUGGAUAUAUUCUCCGAUAUGAAAAAAAGAAGUGCAGUUGGGUUCUGCAUUUGUGGGGAAACUAUUUCUGUAUUUCAGUCCGCGAAGGGAUGUACUAUCAUUUUCUUACAUGUCAGAUAUAAAAUGAUUCAGCCAUAUAAACAAAUAUUCACUGUCA